This is a messenger RNA of Gopherus flavomarginatus (Mexican gopher tortoise), 635 nucleotides long. RefSeq names its product zinc finger protein 558-like. Gene Ontology annotation, biological process: regulation of DNA-templated transcription. The transcript has 5 exons. NCBI's taxonomy places the organism in Eukaryota, Metazoa, Chordata, Testudines, Testudinidae. Bases 45 to 341 code for a protein of 98 amino acids. The record is from RefSeq and is a predicted model, not a curated record.
UAACUUUCUAGCCACUUCUCACACUCUGUGAGACAGGCUGCAGAAUGUUUUGCUCCAGCUCAUCCCAGCCUGGCGUGGGACAGGGAAGAGAAAUGGCUGCAGUGGAGUCAGUCCAGGGGCUGGUGACCUUCAAGGAGAUGGCUAUGUAUUUCACCAGGGAAGAGUGGACUCUGCUGGACCCCACUCAGAGAGCCCUCUACUGGGAUGUCAUGCAGGAGAACUAUGAGACUGUGACCUCGCUGGGCCAGAGAAUAACAUCCAUGUUUCGCUGCAGAUCAUCUCGUCCUCCCAGGGGCAAGGAAAUGGCUGCAAUGGAGCUGGCUCAGCAGGUGAUGCAAUGACGUGUGAGGUUCAGCACAGACCAGAAAAAGAGCAGGGAAACCAGCCAGGGGAGAAAAUGGAUAAAUUUAUUUCCUGUCAGGGAACUCAGAAGGGCCUUAAGGAAACCAGAAUACAGCAGGAAAUCUGCAGGUAAAAGCCAAAAAAAUACAUGUGCUGAGUGUGGGAAAAACUUCACUUACAGAUCAGGCCUUUCUCAACAUCAGAGAAUCCACACAGGGGAGAGGCCCUGUGAAUGCAAUGAGUGCGGGAAAACUUUCAGUCGCAGCUCGCACCUUAUUGGGCAUCAGAGAAUC